Epinephelus lanceolatus (giant grouper) is the source of this 930-nucleotide messenger RNA. RefSeq names its product sperm microtubule inner protein 11 (gene spmip11). NCBI's taxonomy places the organism in Eukaryota, Metazoa, Chordata, Actinopteri, Perciformes, Serranidae. The record is from RefSeq and is a predicted model, not a curated record.
ACAGGCUGUCUGUCUCACUGUUUCUGGUGUGUCUGUCUCUGUCUCGACUGUUAUAAUCUCGUUUAUCGGAUCUCCGGCACCAUGGCCUUCUUCGGUUUAACACACCUGGGCUAUCAGAACCCAGUGGGCGAUAAACUGAGAGUGAGUCCCAGAGCAGCGUCUCAUCCCCGGGACGGUGGGAUGAGCAACAGAGCGGGAUCAUCUCUUCAAGAACAACAGGGAUCCCUCAGAUGUACUGACACAUGCAACGUUUACUACCAGCCUUUUCCCUGCAGCACUGACAUACACCAUGGGAGUCAUGAGCGAUACAAAGAGAUGGUCAAACGGGUUCAAACACCCAGAUCCCCUGACCAGCUGUACAUAAUGCCUCUGACAGACAACCAGCAGUACGGAUGGGUGACGUCCAGGAGUCCUGAACCAUGGACCCAAGCCAAACGGUUUCCCCAAAAGAACAGUGAGAUGACAAAGUUUGUUGAAAAAAUGUCAGCGACAGACCCAGAGUUCAGCCUGUUCUGACCAACAGCCCUUUGUCUUCAGUUAUCACACACACACACACACACACACACACACACACACACACACACACACACACACACACCAGAGGCAGCACCACUUCUGAUGAGAUUAAACUGACAGUAGAUCCACUUUUUGCCUCUCACUAAUGUUUUUUUUUAAUGUAGUUUUUUAUGGUAGUUUCUCUGGAAAUAUAGGUUUCAACCUCUUUAGCUCACAACUUUUAUAAAGGAAGUCUGAAGGUGUCAAUAUACAAAACAUUUAAAUGUACAAUAUUUUCUGUCGUUAGGGGUCUCUCAGCCAAAACAAUAACAAACAGAGGAAUAACUUCAUUGCAGUUAGUUUCUCUCAGUUAGGAUUUCUUCAGUGUUCAGUGUUCAGGAGAUUUUUACCAAGAGCUGAAUUAUCAGCAGAGGU